AUGGCAAAUUUGUCUUUAAACACAUACAGUUUCUACGACUCCGCGUCAUCAUUUAACGUGACACUGGCUAUUUUGUACUCGCUGAUCGUCGUUAUAGGUCUUCUAGGGAACUGCUUUGUCAUAACCAUCGUCGGAAAAACAAGAUCAAUGAUUACUCCUACAAACAUCCUACUGGUCAAUGUUGCCUUCGCAGAUAUCAUCUCGUUAAUCUGGUGUCCCAUACCUUUGGCUAUUAACUUGUCGGGUAAGCACGUCUCAGGAAGAGCGGCCGACCUCAUCUGCAAGUUUUUCACAGGUUACGCUGUCACUUGUCUGACUGUUUCGGUUACCUAUCAAAGUUUGGUGGUGUUAGCGUUGGAGCGUUAUUAUGCAAUUGUUAAACCCUUUAAACAACCUCUAGUUGCCUCAAACAAGUCCAUGUACUAUAUCGUUGGUACAAUUUGGGUGAUGGCAAUCAUGUCUUCGCUUCCCGGGUUCAUUUUUAGCGAAUAUGACGAACAAAGCAGACGAUGUCUUGAUCCCUGGUCUCUUGAGAAGGCAUGUAAAAUAAAAUGGCUCUCCGUCUUAACCGCUGUUUCGUCAGCAUUUUUUUCUGGUUGCGUAUUCUUUUGCUACUUUCAAAUUUUAAAAGGAAUAUUUAUCAACAGAACGGUUUGUUCAGCCGAAACGGCCUCUUCUCUGCACGCCGCCAUGAACGAAAAACGAAAACUGGCCAUAACCUCUUUUACUGUUACGCUGACUUAUUAUCUCUGUUACGUCCCCUUUUUAACGUUUGAGAUAUACAUAUCUUUUCAGUCCUAUGCGGCUAUUUUAGAAAACUACGAAGUAUUGUAUAAAGCUUAUAGAAUUGUAGGAUUUAUCAUGUAUGUUAACUCGUGCUUGAAUCCGUUUUUCUAUGGUUUUCAGAGCUCGAGUUAUAGAAGACACUUCAAGAGAAUAUUUCUUAACAUACAACCGAUGGAAGGAAUUAAUAUGUUUACCAGAUAAAUAAUUUCGUUAUGCACGAGGUGAUCGAUCUUUUUAAUUUAUGGUUUCCAUGUAUUUUUGUAUUUCCUUCCAAUUUUUCCUUUCAUGUUGAUAUCCUGCCUGUACUAGGUUACUCAUCUGAUGCGGCCAUUUCGUUCGAUAGAAAACAUAGUAUUUAAAAAGUCAAUGAAGCAGUUGAAUGUAGUGAUGGUAGUUCUACAACGAAAGAACACUGAAAUGGAAAUAACUAGUGAAUUGGAAGAGAGGUUAUGGAAGCUAUGUUUAUCUUAUGACUAACAUAUAAUAACCAAAGACAUAAUGCCUAAUUUUAUAUUCAGCCCACGUUCUCGCACGAGGGAGACGGCUCACUUGUAAUCAGCUUUUAUGCUAAACGCCGGAUCGAGCUCAUUAAAGAAAUAAAACAUUAGUCGCAUUAAAGACGGAAGAUGCACCGUAUAUUUAUCACGAUUAUUAUCUUAGUUAUAGUGGCAUCCUCUAUAUAUUGAUGUUUGAAAUUCAGAUUUUUGAAGAAAUGAGGAUUAAGAACAAAGACGACGUUACUCAGUUUUUGUCAAUUUUAGCCGCAUCCUCUUCGAUUCAUUAAGUGAAUGAUUUUCACAUCAUGUCUCGCAGGUGAAGCUUUGAAAAGGCAUUAGAUGCAUCAUCUUACACUUAAUAAGAAUUAUGGUAGUGCCCUCUACAACAACAAACGCGUCGGACUUUGAUAGUAAAUGGUAAAGUCAAGUCAAGUCAAGUCUCUCUCGUAGUUACUACAUUAAAGCCUUGAAAUGUAAAUUUGUGGGAUAAAAUAUUAAGGAACUUCAUAUCUAGACUUCUUCUCGAGCGAGUCUCCGAUCUUAUCACCUUUUUUGAAACAACGAAUUGGAAAAAUAAUUUAUUAUUUAAGGUAGGCAGUGCAUGUAGUUAACCGCCUACCAGCUGUUUUUUUUUUUUUUGCUGUUUCCCUUUAUUUUUAUUAGUUGCUUCUCCCUGGGAUAGCUUAGUUUCGCCUAAUUUAGGUCUCCAACUACUUUUGCACAAUGUCGUAACACCAGGGUAGUAAAAUGCGUGGGAACAAUUUAAUAUUGAAGAAUAAACAGUCAGUUUGACCAACAAAUUUCGCAAGAAUUUCUUACCUCCAAAAUAGAGAGGACAUUAAACAAAUACCUGUGGAAAGAUCAUUUAAAAGGAGGCUAUGUCACCUCGAAGUUUUUCAAAACUCAAACAGUAGUAACUGUCACCAAACUGAGGGAAACGGAAAAAUAUCGCUUAAAACAGUAAACGAAGGUAUAAAUAAUUAACAAGAUAAAUACGGCAAAUGGACAAAGCUGAAGGAGAUUAAGCGGAUUGCAAUUGUGGGUAUUGAAAACAUGUUAACAUUACAGUUUUUCAAAGUUCAUUUUCGUUGUUGUAGCGUUUGAUAUAACGUUAAGAAGGCAUAUUUGUUGGACAAGCAGCAGCUGUAAUUUUGUCAUUGACGAGUAAUUUCUUUGCUAGGGUUAAUUUUCAUAGCCGGCGCAUAACGUAUGCGCUAUGAAAGUUAACGCUAACAAAGAAAUAUUGGCAAUUAUAGGAGUUUAAGAUCCAACGACGCGACGGAAAAGAGAACGUCGCUAAAAUAAUCUAAAAAGUGAAUUUGCAUUCUCUCCGUCUUGAUCGCAAUGAUCCCUAUACCCACUUACUUUGUCAUAUGUAGCCGAAACCUCCUAAACUUGAAUUCCAAGGGACCAUAUCCAAGUUUAGAGAGAGAAAUAAAAUUUCGUCUUUGCUUGUUUAGGUUCUUCAUAACACGCGGAAAAGGCAUUUUCAGUCGUGCAAAUACGGCAAAGAAAUCGUACAAAAAAGUGCAUUUGAUGCUCGUGCGAAGUUGUUGCCGUUUGCUUAUUAUUCUCGUUGCCGUCCGUCAUUUGAUCUUACUGGGUCCCUAUUGGCAAAAUGAAUUUGACGGCCAUGGUACAGACCGUUUCAUGAGGAGAAACAUUUUUCUGUACGUAUUUUAUUUUCGGCACUAAUUUGGAAAGGCGAUUGACAAAACUUGUUUCGUUCAGCUGAAUAUCAACUGAUGCGUUCUCGGAAAAAAUGAAUUUUGUAAAUCGUGCAUAUGCUAGUUUAGUGUGUCGAAAAUAUAUCAGGAGUGCAGAAUAACUUUCUUGUCUUCUGUCGAUAGCCAAAUCUCUCAGGAAAAAGGUGUAAAGCUAAAAAUGAUCAUCUCGUCAAACUUUUGGAAGUCUAUGCGAAAGAAACUGGUCAGUUUGAUCAUUAAUUUUGCAUUAGCUUUAAAACUAGCGAUUAUUGUCAGUCCUUUCGAUAUGACAGGACAUUUGAACUGCCUCAUAGUCUUGUAUGUGGGAUUUUUCGCCAUAAUUCACGCUCGACCCAAAGGUUGGUUCACUUGUUUUAUAAUUUACAAUGUUUUCAGAGUGCUAAGUUUCGUAAGUAGUUUUAAUCCAGAUAUCAAAUGAUCAUUCACCAUGUAUCCUGUACGGCGAGCGAUGCCAUAAUCUUGGCGGCACUCCGCUUGAUGAUUGCCCGAAUUUUAAAGGGAUCACCUCAUUAAAUGCUAAAAUGAAAUGCAUACAGACAUCUUCAAAGUAAACCUUGUCACAAGGGUUGAUGUAAAAAAUGAAUUUUAUCAAGAAACCCGGAAAUCGGAGUCUUUGAUUGCCAUUGGGUAAAAAAGGUAAAUAAUUCUUUACAUUAUUUUAAAAAUGCAUAUAUUGAACACCUUAAGGGCCAGGGAAAUCGAGCUCUUAAUCCUUUAUUUCAGCGGUGAUACAUUAUACUUCAGAUCAAGAGAUUUUUCGCUAAUAUUUCGCCAAUUGCCUAUAAUCCGGUAGAUUAACCGUUGCUCGUGGUGGUAAGUGGGCGUGGCCGGGUUCCCGCCCCUGCGCGAGUAGUGAACGAUGAGAAACAAGAAUGUCACACAAAGUGUCUUGAAAACUUAAAGUUUCAUUCAUCUUCGCUUACAUAUGAAUAUAUACUUUGAUUGUCCACAAGUGGCUCAAACGUUAUUUUUACGCGCACAUGAGAAUCUUCUGAUUUGACACGAUCUAACAAGCAUGUCUUCUGUCAGUACGAAAGGAACAGGUGGUGAAAGUCUACUCAUUUAAAGCACGUCAGGAGUCAGUGUUGCUAUGAGAGAAUCUCUUGGAAAAAAAAUAUUCCUUUUUCCCAUAAAUUCAAACAGAGUGGAGUAGAAGAAGUGUUGGCUACUUUUUUAGGCUAAAGUACACGGCACCGGACGAAUUUUCGAGCGGUGGAAAAAUUCGUGCGUUUAUGUAUUGCGUUCACACGGAACCACGUUAACCUUACGAAAACCGUAGACGUCUAGCCGUUUAAAUUACCAUGUGAACAGAUCGAAAAUAUCGAACGGUUCCAUGUGGACGAAGUGGCCUGUCAUAUUUUCAACCGGUUGAAAAUUCAUCCGGUGCGGUGUGAACGGCGGGUUACGCGGUGACUGUGAUUCACCGAAAAUUUUGUCUGGGCUAUAGCAGUUGGUUGCUAAAUACAGAUUGUCCGAACAAAAAGGCCGUUAAAUGGAGAUUCGACAGCUCCAACAGAAUUAGGCUUCCGGCUUCGCUGAUCGACAACCACAUUUUUUGUUCUGAAAAGAGAGUUACUUAAUGAUAGGGAUUUCUGUUCCCUUAUCAUUAUUGUUUUCUCUGUGUUUUUUUUGCCUUCUUUCAACCAAAUGAAAAUAAAUAUUUACUUAUUUCCUUACUCACUUAGGCUCUUAGCCUCAGAUGGAUUACACACCAUUGAAAAACUUAUCUCUUCAUCUUCUCUGUUUUGGUUCAUCACCACAAGAUUGGUCGAGUUUGUGUUCGUAACUUCUUCUCGUAUGCCUCUUCCUUAGGCGCUUUUAGGGCGUCCUUUCAGUUUUUCAUUCUUCUGAUAUCCCUACCUCGUGAUGUUUUUUGCACUUGUUCUUAGUCAUGGACCUAAGAAAACACUAGCCUGCGUAACAAGCAUUUCGGAGCAAAGAAAGACCAACGGGAUUUUCGGGUUUUGGCCUCGCGAGAAAUGGAACUCGUUUCCAUCUAGUACUAAAUGUGAAUACUUACUUUGGACGGGACUGAAAUCGGAUCUGGUUUUAAUUGUUUACAAUUUUUGUCGACUGCGACUGCAGUUAGAAACUGACUUUGUUAUUGUGUUGAUAGAAACUUAUGAUGUGCCAGCACUUUACGAAGGAGAUAUGGCUUUAACUGACGAACAAGUCCUUGCACUGGAAAAAAACAAGAUACGCUCACCCAACUCCUCCCAGGACCAGGAAGCGUACACAAGAGGGGCCAUUGGAAACGCUGCAUACCUCUGGCCAAACGGCAUUAUACCGUUUGUGAUAAGUGAAAAUAUAGGUAACACAUACAUUCAGAGAAGCUUUUAUGCAAAAAAAAAAAAUGCCUGUUAAAAACAAAUGAUCCAUGACACUUAUUAGCGAAGAGACUUGUUAGGUUGCGGUUUUAAGGACUCGAAAUUGCCAGACUAUUUGGUGCAACCCUUACCCAUUUCAGGCCCCAGUGGUUAGUCAUGUACCCAAUUGAAGAGCAAAAGAGAUAAAAAUAAACGGCCAUACCCACUGGUACCACAUGUACCUAUAUGGCAUAUUUAAGAAUUAUCCCUACUUCUUUUUCUUAAAACCCGUAAGUACAUUUAAAACUAUGAUAAUUUAAGCAAGGAUAAACAAACACAGUACUGUGUGGUUGUCGUUCAGUAAAGCAAAUCUCUGUCAUGGAUUGCACACAGUCCGGGGGGUGGACUCCGCAUAUGAAAGGGGUGAGGAUGCUCUUCGUCUCGCUUAGGAGUGUAAAUUUCGGAUUUUGGUCUCUUUUAGGGUGUUCUGGGCAAAAAGCCAUCAUAUUUAGCCGUGAAGGUCUUGUUUAGGGUUGCGCGUGAAAAAAUAUGAAAAUAUAUAUUUUCUGUGUUUUAACAUGGUCUCUUUUAGGGGUCAAAACCGAUCUUGGGCCACGCCCAGAUCGGUCUCCUUUAGGAGUUUAAUUCAAAAUUUUUGACGAGCAUCCUCACCCCUUUCAUAUGCGGAGUCCCCCCCCCCCCCGGGGCACACAGAGCAAGUUCAGGGAAUUUGAGUUCUAGAGUGGGAUUGUCAUUCUUUUUGCCCCUUAUUUGCUUUACUUGAUUUUUGGAUAGAUGCUGACGGAGGGCAACUGAUAAGAAACUCUAUGAAGGACUGGGAAAAAAAUGUGGGUGUCAAAUUUAAGUGGAGGGACAAAGAAAAGGGAAAACUUCAGUUCGUUUAUUCAUAUGCGGGGUCCCCCCCCCCCCGGGGCACACAGAGCAAGUUCAGUGAAUUUGAGUUCUAGAGUGGGAUUGUCAUUCUUUUUGUUCCUUAUUUGCUUUACUUGAUUUUUGGAUAGAUGCUGACGGACGGCAACUGAUAAGAAACUCUAUGAAGGACUGGGAAAAACAUGUGUGUGUCAAAUUUAAGGCGAGAGACAAAGAAAAGGGAUACAUUCAGUUCGUUUAUAAGCCAGGGUAGGUGCAUAAGCAAUCGAUGCUGAUUCAUGCUUUUGUAAUCUAGUUGUCGUGAAUUAAGUCAAAAGUAUCGAAAACCAUCUAAACUCAAGGACUCUUAAAUACCUAACUGUCUUGGUUCCAACGAUCUUUAAUUGCAAGUACGCCGGGAAAGAUUGUUCAAUGGUAGGGAGUCCUGACGACCUUUUAUCAAAACCUUUGAUAAGUACUGUGAACUUCUGUCAAGAAUAGACAAUCGAAUUAUAUGGAAAUGAUAGAAAAGUGCUUUUUAGUUGUUGUUUUUUUUAAUGUCAAAACUUCGAUCUGGUUAGUUCAAUUUCUUGGUUAACAGGCUUCGGAGUGCCCGGUAGGUGUCGGCUCGAUUCUCGGCGGGCCAACACGCAAUGUCUUAAAAUAACUUCAAGGAGAAUGUGUUACCUCUCCCCUGACAUCUGCCGAUGGUCAGAUGUAUUUAUAUUUUCGGCAAACGAAGGAAAACCUGUUUUGACGACAUAUUCACUGAUUUGCAUUUGAUUAUGUGUGAAGUAAAGGAACUACCAGAGACACAUCAACCUCUGACCACCCUUGCAGUGUGUAUCUUUUAUAGCUUGUGUAGUAUGAUAUGGAGGACCCCUCGCAUAUUUUUAUGGGUCCCGUUCGUUAUCCUCCCAACAUUGGUAGGUCUGACAGUGUCCAGUAAAGUUCAAGAGGAGAACAAAUGAGUGACUCUUUUUUUGUGUGAAGGUGUUGGUCGUAUGUGGGAUAUGGCGGCAGGCGACAAGAAUUGUCUAUAGGACGCUUUACUCGGUGAGUUAUGCUGAGAAGUUGGAGGGGGGGAAUCCAGAAAGUUUAGAAAGAGGUGGCCGGGACACCUGCCAGCUAUAUAGAUACGUUUUACUUUACUGACAAUUCUUUAGAAAUAAUAAUUUAAAAAAAUAUCUCAUAAAUAGGGGAGCCCCGGUCCCCUCGGCUUCAACCCUAAAUCCGCCGCGGGAACAGACAGGUAAAUACGUAGGAAAAGGCAAUGGGAAAGGUAGAUUUUAAUUACUGCGGUCUAAGGUUAACGCUACGGAGCUUAAGCAAAGAUGACGAAGACGGCAACGAGAACGGGAAAAGAGCGAUAGGUAAGCAAUGCAACAACUUUGCAAGGGCAUCACCCUUUAUGUACAUUUCUUUGCUGGGUGGUAUUAUAAAAUUAUAUCGUAUAUAACUGUAUACAUAGUUGUGUCUAAAUACUUCAUUUAUGUUUUUCCUACAAAAGAGCACAUCGACAAUUAAAGUCCAGACUAACAAAGUACAUUUUGAGUGACAUCGUUGUUUACUUCUUGAAGGGAUCCUCCAUGUGAACAAGGAGCCAUAACUCACGAGCUUGGCCACGCCCUUGGGUUCUAUCACGAGCACACACGACCUGACAGAGACAAGUACGUCAAAAUUCUUUGGGAAAAUAUACGGCCAGGUGCGUGUUAUUGUAUAUUCUCCCUCUUUUUUCUCUCUUAUCUACCAUCAUGGACAAAAGUCUUGGGACACUUUUGCGUUUCCGGGACGUUUUCCAAUUCACACAGGUCCAAGCCCUCCCCUCACCCCACAAACAAUUUUGGACGCGUGUGUCCAGAAUAAUUUCCGUGUUUCAACUUUAUGUAGGGUGGGGGGAGGGAGAACUGCAAGAAAAUUUCGAAAAGGAUGCACAGUUUUAAGAGGAAACCGAGAAAUGACAGAAAAAUAUGAAUACUGCAGUACUGUCCCAAAGACUUUUGCCCAGGAUUGUAGUUUGAUUAUAACCAGAUCGGUAUGGUGUAGCGUUUUUCUAUUCAUGCUUAAUGUUCCACAUUAUUAUCUGAUUAAUUCUUUAUGCCUAUGGCCAACAAAUGUCACUAUAAAUAUGUUAAACAUACAAUUGCUCUUUCGCUUGAUUGUUGAGACGACUUAUAUUAUCUGCAGAAGCUGACAACGUUGUAGAACUGGAGCUGUUGGGAGCCAUAUGUAAUUUUUGCUAAGUAACCAGGCGUGGUCGUAAAAUUUGGUACCCCGGCUGGUGAUUCAUAUAGAAAUCCUCUGGUUUGCAAAUUUUUUCCAAAGAAAAAGAGACAAAGAAACUAGUUUGGUACCUUGGCGGCGACUGUGAGAAGGUUUUUGAAUAGUCUUCACAGAAAGAGUCAAUGCCAAUGAAUCCCUAACCACAACUAAUGCUGUCAAACAACGUUUAUAGAAAUUUUAAUUCAACUUUUCAAUUGCUACUGUUUAUCAUCUGGUGAAAAAUACUUCUGAAAAGAGAUUAUAAUGACGGAAUCCACCAGGAAAUUGAGUAGUUUUAAUUGUCAGUGGACAAGAAUCUUGUACCAGAAUAAUUUAAAGCAUAUUGCAUUCUUUUUUAGAUUUUUUUAACUGCUGAAGAUGUAAUUAGUCAUCUGUAAAAGAAAAUUUGUUUUGGGAGCCCGAGAAAAUGAAUGUCAAAUUUUACAAAGUUACAUCUUACACAUGAAGUUUUCGGACUUUUACCUCUUUUUUUCUCAAUUCUUGUAAAAUUUGACAUUCAUUUUCUCUGACUCCCAUGAGAAAUUUUCUUUGGUGUUAUUACAAAUGACUAAUUACAUCUUUAGCCCUUGAAAAAUGUUAAAAAAAGAGUGCAAUAUUCUUUAAAUUAUCCUGGUUCAAGGCUUUUGUCCACUGAAAAUUAAAAUUACUCAAUUUCCAGGUGAAUUCUGUAAAUACUCUUACUUUGGCAACGUAGACGCAAACUGAAGAAAAUCUUCCAUUAUAUACGCUAAUUCGCUACAAAAAGAAAUUAAUCUCACUAAAUUAAACCCACGAUCUCUUUAAUUUUAGGUAAAGAGGUACAGAACAAUUUCGAAAAACAGCCAGAAGGCGUGAUUGACAGUCGAGGAGUAGAAUACGACUUUGGAUCACUCAUGCACUACUCAAAAUUUCAGGGAAAUAACCGGCCUGGGGUCGAGACAAUCGUACCCAAGGACCCAUCAGUGGAUACUGGACAGCGAAAAGGCCCAAGUAAACUGGACGUUAAACAAGCCCGACUUAUGUACAAAUGUGGUGAGUGA
This is a messenger RNA of Porites evermanni, 9488 nucleotides long. NCBI's taxonomy places the organism in Eukaryota, Metazoa, Cnidaria, Anthozoa, Scleractinia, Poritidae. The record is from the annotation of a GenBank genome assembly.